Messenger RNA from Morus notabilis, 1397 nucleotides. RefSeq names its product malate dehydrogenase, mitochondrial. The record is from RefSeq and is a predicted model, not a curated record. Gene Ontology annotation, cellular component: mitochondrion; cytoplasm. Bases 83 to 1132 code for a protein of 349 amino acids. Gene Ontology annotation, biological process: tricarboxylic acid cycle; malate metabolic process. Gene Ontology annotation, molecular function: L-malate dehydrogenase (NAD+) activity. The transcript has 7 exons. NCBI's taxonomy places the organism in Eukaryota, Viridiplantae, Streptophyta, Magnoliopsida, Rosales, Moraceae.
GACGAAACUACUCCCUUCGAGACUCUCAAAACCAAAACCCAAACCCAAACCUUCUCUCUCUCUCUCUUCGAAAAUUCCGAAAAUGAGGUCUUCCAUGCUUAGAUCUGUCAAGUCGGCCAUAGCCAGAAGCUCAUCGGCAGCCGGAGCACAAAUCCAGCGUCGUGGCUACUCCGUUCACUCCGGGCCGGAACGGAAAGUUGCUGUUCUCGGCGCCGCUGGAGGCAUCGGACAGCCCCUCGCCCUCCUGAUGAAGCUCAACCCCCUCGUCUCCCAUCUCUCCCUCUACGAUAUCGCCGCCACCCCCGGCGUCGCCGCCGAUGUCAGCCACAUCAACACCAGAUCUGAGGUUAAAGGAUAUGCGGGUGAGGAGAAUAUUCGGGAGGCUUUGGAGGGAGCCGAUGUGGUGAUCAUUCCCGCUGGAGUGCCUAGAAAGCCCGGCAUGACCCGUGAUGAUCUCUUCAACAUCAAUGCCGGCAUCGUCAAGUCUCUCUGCACUGCGAUCGCCAAGUACUGCCCACAUGCUCUUGUGAAUAUGAUCAGCAACCCUGUCAACUCAACGGUGCCAAUUGCCUCCGAGGUUUUCAAGAAAGCGGGGACAUAUGACGAGAAGAGGUUGUUCGGUGUUACUACUCUUGAUGUGGUUCGGGCCAAGACUUUCUACGCUGGGAAAGCCAAGGCCCCGGUUGCUGAGGUUAACGUACCUGUUGUUGGUGGCCAUGCUGGCAUAACUAUCCUUCCACUGUUUUCUCAAGCCACACCGCAAGCUAAUUUGUCAGCUGAAGACAUCACGGCUCUUACAAAGAGAACACAAGAUGGAGGAACAGAAGUUGUGGAGGCUAAGGCUGGAAAGGGAUCAGCAACACUGUCCAUGGCCUAUGCAGGAGCUCUUUUUGCCGAUGCAUGUCUGAAGGGACUUAAUGGUGUUCCUGAUGUUGUGGAAUGUUCGUUUGUGCAAUCAAAUGUCACUGAACUUCCAUUCUUUGCUUCUAAGGUUCGUCUCGGAAAGAAUGGUGUAGAGGAGGUUUUGGGGCUGGGUUCUCUCUCAGAUUACGAAAAGGAAGGAUUGGAGAAGUUGAAGCCCGAGCUCAAAGCUUCGAUUGAGAAGGGUAUAAAGUUUGCCAAUGCGAACUAGAUGAAACCGUCCAAAUUUUUGCAGUUUUAAGCAAUUGUUGUAUUAUUGCUGCUACCAGCACCGGCUUUUUUGCUGUUUCUUAGAGUAGGCCAUACAUCAUAAACUGCAAAUUCCGUUAAUAAUUCCCAGUGUUAUGUUUCUGGGAGGGACUUGAGAACUUGGAUGCUAAUCUUUCUGGAUAAGACGCAUUUUUUUUGCUGCUUGAAAAUGCAUGCUCCCAAUAAAAUAGGAUUUUACUGCGUGGUUUUUGAGGAGUUGGUAUUUA